Messenger RNA from Hermetia illucens (black soldier fly), 8111 nucleotides. RefSeq names its product small subunit processome component 20 homolog. Bases 92 to 8050 code for a protein of 2652 amino acids. The record is from RefSeq and is a predicted model, not a curated record. NCBI's taxonomy places the organism in Eukaryota, Metazoa, Arthropoda, Insecta, Diptera, Stratiomyidae. Gene Ontology annotation, cellular component: 90S preribosome; nucleolus; small-subunit processome. The transcript is spliced from 3 exons.
UGACAGCGUCCGUGCACGUGUUGUUUUGUGGUGGUGCGUUUUGCGAGAAUGCAGUGGUUUGUUUCACGUUGUUGUUAAAAAGUGUAUCGAGAUGAGUGAAUAUUUCGUCAAAAGUAAAGAAACCAAUACUUUUCGGUUCAAGAGCUUCUCGGACCGAAUCAAUGAAAUCGACAUACGUCAGUCCACCCUUUAUAGAAUUGGCCACGAAAAUGAGGAGCUAGAAGAAGCUGAAGAUGAGACGCUUUUUGCACAAACACUACGCAAGUGGUCUGUGCUGAAUUUGUCCACCGAAUACAGCGGAUUUCUCUCAAAAUGUCGUGGGAUUGUCACGCUCCCGCAGCUGUUAUACAAAAAGGACGAAGUAGCAGAGCUCCUGGCGAAUACUUUAGAUUCAUGCUCGGUACUGUCCUUGGAGCCUGUUCUAGAUGCACUUGUUGCCUUCGCCAGAGACAUCCGGGAGGAGUUUCAUCCGUAUUUCGAGAAAUUCUUCGAGAAACUCAUCCAUCUUCUGAAUACGCAGGAGGCGGACCAACUAGAGUGGUCCUUCCGGUGUUUGGCACAUUUAUUUAAAUGCCUGCGGCCGUUUCUAAAGCGAAAUAUUGGGGUGAUUCUGAACAAAGUCAUCCCAUUGCUGGACGUCCACAACAACCCAGAGCACAUAGUGGCUUUCGCGUCGGAAUGUUUUUCCUUUGUCGCUCGCGACAUUCGAGAUUACGAUAAGUUCCUAAGUAUGACGAUUAGAUAUGUGAAGAAGCAGGCAGGCGGUUACUCUGGCUGUGGUAAAUUAUUCUUCGAAUUGAUCCGUGGUGUGGCCGGAAAUUUUCAUUCGGUAGCGAAAGACUUUCUGAACUCGCUGCUUGGGGGCUUAGGAAAUCGCAAAUAUGACCAAGAGAUCCUGUUGGAAAUAACAGUGCGAACAGUGAGUGAAGUAUUGGAACACAUCGCUGUGCACAACAUCUCGCUUCUAUGGGAAGUGAUAAAGGAAACUGCGAUGAAAUUGCUAGAAAAGUCCGAUUUGCCAACGGAGGGCCUCUUCUCGCUGAUGAAACUAGUGAGGCAAGCGGUUGAAUGGAAAGGUGGCAGAGCGGUGGUCGAUGCAAGCGAGUUGGUAGGACUGCUCGUGAAGGUCGUCGAGAAUGUGGAAAACGAGGCGGUACUCAUGGAACUUAUUGAAAUUUCGUCUACAAUUCUCCAGUCAGCAUGUGUGAAGCUACAACAAAUGGACGCCAGCCGUCUUAUUUGCCGAGUUCUGUCCGUCCGGUCGCCUUCCGUAUAUGAGAAGUUCGUAUGGAACGUAUGCACUCAUCCACAGUUUGAAAUUCUGGUGCUUCCGAAUUUGCUGAAUUAUUUCGAGAAGGACUGCGAUGCGAAGAAGCUCGACAUUGUGGUACAAAUAAUUGAAAAAAGAGUGGACAGGCCCGUCGGAGGCGUUUGGAAAAAGCACCCGGUAAAAUUAAAACGGGCGGAGACCUUCAACUGGCUUGAACGAAAUAUUGAAGUUUUUGACCCUAAAACUUCCAAUGAGACGGAUCUAGAGUUAUAUCUUCUCAGCGUUCGACUUUAUCCGCAUUUGAUUGGAGGGAAGGGAAAGCUGGUGGCCGAAUCGCUCAGGAAGAAAGUUCCGAAUUUGCGUUUCACACUAGAAGACGACAUUGUAGCAAGUGCUACUGCAUUUGUUUCUAUAGAAGCUGUGCUUCAUCUGAGCGACAGCCUAGAGAAGCGGUUUCUCGAGGAUAUUGUUUAUGCUGUGAUCGACAGCCCAUGCAAAAGUGUUCCGGUGCUGCUGGUGCUUUUGUCGAUAUUUGACUAUAGCAAGGCUAAUAAGCAGGACAUAUUCACGAAGGAACUGUACUUGCGUCUGCAGCAGAAUACUUGCGAAAACCUUUCCUCAACUGACAGCACCGUGCGGUCAUUAACUGCUAAAUUACUUAGUUAUUUUUCAGAUCUGAAGGAGCUACAAUCAGUUUACAAAAUAUUCUAUGAAGCGGCGGGCAUCGAAUUGACGGUUCACACGUUUCGGGAGCAGCUCUUGCUUAUCGAAAAGCUUUCGCCAAAUGGACAAGUCUACAAAGACAUCAAAAUAGAGGCCGCGAAACUGGACUGUUUGAGGUUCCUUCUUGGCCUUUUAUAUCAAAAUUUUAAGCUGAUGUGGGCACCGGUGUCGAAGUCAAUUGAGGAGCUUGCGGAUAAACUUCCUGUGGACGAUUUUUGGUCGAUUUACCGGUCGAAGUUGGAAGAAACUAAUGCGUCUAUAAGAACCGUAAACAGUGUUCAAAAUGUGCGCACUGCGGGUUUCAAGAGCAAGUCGCUAUGUAACCUGGUGGAUCAAUUAUUCCCUAUGCCGGAGAAAGUGGACUUUGGCCAUUAUCGAACUCUCCUCUGGAAGAAUAUUUCCAACUUUGGUCUUAUGAGUGAAAUAAAGAACAAGGAUGUCGUGACAUUGUUCCUGAGUUUCGUCGAAGACGAAUACAAAAAAGAAGAUAAGGGGAACCUGUUAACCUGGGACGUCACACAUGAAUCUGGCGGUAUCUGCGAAUACGAGGACGAUUCGAGUAAAAAGUUUCAAGGAAGGAACAAAAAGCAGCAGUCGACGGGCGCUACUCUGACAGCCAUGCUUGAAGUAUUUUCUAAAAUGGCAAAUCCUAAACAAUUAUAUCGAGAAGGCGAAAUAAGAGAAUUUUAUUUUGUGCUUUUGGCGGGAACUAACGAACAGCUACAAAAGUUGGCUCUGGAUUGUUUGAUGCGUUACAAAAUGAAAGGGUGGUUGCCUUAUAAAGAUCAUCUCUAUGCGCUAAUAGACGACAAGAAGUUCAAAGACGAACUGGUCAACUUCAAAUUAGAUGUGGAAACUAAAAUGAUUGAGCCUGAUCACCGCGGAGAACUGAUGCCAAUACUACUGAGGAUUCUAUACGGAAAGAUGCGCAGCAAAACCAGCAACAAGUAUGUAGGUAGUCAGAUGCGUCGAAGUAUAGUCUUGCGGUUUUUGGCUGGAUGUAAGACAGACGAAAUAUUCUGGUUCCUUCAAAUGGCCUUCGAAAGCUACAAGUCAAUCUUGCAGGAAUCUUUGGAAUCGAUUCCGAAUCUAAUUAAGAGUGGCUUCAAAUUGCAAGAAGUCUAUUCUCCAAAGAAACUACGCAGUGCCUUGAAUUUACUUGAAUUAAUCCGCAAGCAUUUCGGUGGUCUGAUGGGAUCUGACUUCCUGAUCUACAUGUUAAAGGUGAUUUUCUUAGCAGCUUCGGUUUGUCGAGGUGUUUUUGAGAACAAAGAAAAAAUGAACGAGAAAUAUUUAGCUGUCUUCCGAAAUUUGCGAGCACAAAGUCUUUCGUCGCUAGUGAACUUUUUCGAUCAUUUCCAAGAAUUCCCUUGGCAGGAAGAGCACCUUAGCGCUUGUUUGGAUGUGUUUGUUUGGCCAACGCUACAUAAAUUACCAGAAGAUUGUUUGCAUUCACCUACGCCUCUUUUGAAGCUGUUCAUCGCGUGGAGUAAUAAUUUGCGCUUGUUUCGAUUGUUAGCUAAAGAAAAUGAGGAUGGAGUCACACCUAUCGGGACAAUGCUAUUGCUGCUGGCAAGCGACAAACCGACUGCAAUGGUACGUAGGGCAGUUCUAGAAAUUGUCGAGCGGAUUUUGAUGAUGGAAGAAUCCGAGGAAGCCGACAAUAAAAAAGGCGCCAAAAGCAUUAUUGCGCAGCACAUACCGCUGAUUUUAGAACGAUUGACGAAGACUUUGAACAUGAAGGGACGAAAAAAUGUUUUCGGAAAAGCUGAGUUAUUCAUAUUGUCAAAAAUAACAGAUAUGGAACUUGCACCUGAUACAUGCGACAAACUUUUAAAGUUAAUUUUGCCAAUUGCUACAGGAAAGACUCGUUUGCCGGUAUCUGAGGAAAGCAGCACACAACUUGUUAUGACGCUGAAGAAUUUAUUCUCUAAAGUGCCUACUCCGGAGAAGCACAUUCGAAGCAUUAUGCCUCUUUUCGAGAAGGUGACCGACGUAGGAACUCGCAAGCAGCUUUGCAGAUUGCUAGGCGAGUUAAGUAUCAAAGCUAAGAGCGAAAGUGGGAGUUUGCUGGAAUUGGGCGAAAUAGCAGAGAAACUGAACGCGUGGAGUCGAAAAUGGGUGGAGCAGCCAGACUACGACAAACGACUUUCCGCUUUGCGAACCAUUCGGGGAAAAAUAGAAAACGACGAGGUUAGCCUAGAGCUAGGUCUGCUUGUCAUUUACAAUUGCUUCUAUUUUUUGCACCACGACAAGGACCUAGGACUACGUGACAAUGCCUGUCUCUGUAUGCGCUCACUUGUUCCUAAAUUGAUCAAUCAAUGUGCAGAGAACGCGCGAGAUGUGAACUAUUUAGUAGAAGAUGUGUUGUUUAGUUUAUUGAGACGCACCCAACGAGACAAAAACGAUAUAAUACGCAACGAAGGAAUUCUUCUUUUGGGAGAAAUGGUUCGUAAUUGUGCACACGUUCACCCGGUUUUAGGUGAUUUGGAACCACUAUCGUGCCGAGAGGAUCCUGAAGUUGAUUUUUUCGAGAACGCGACACAUUUGCAGUUGCAUAGGCAUGGGAGAGCGCUGUUGAAGUUUUGCGCCCAUGCGAAAGAGUGCGAGAAGUCGAUUUCUCCACGAACACUAACCCAGUUUCUACUUCCAUUGGCCACGCGCUACUUGCUCUCGGAAAAAACUGCCGCGAAGCAUACACUUGUCGACGCUGCAAUUGAGACGGUGGGCAUGAUAUGCCGAUUUCUUCCCUGGCACCAGUAUCAUGCAAUCCUAAGAUACUACCUUCAGAAAAUGCGGCACUGCCACGAAUACCAAAAGCAAUGCAUAAGGAUUAUAAUUUCAAUACUUGAUGCUUUCCAUUUCGAUCUUUCAAAUGGAAGUUGUGGAAAGAAACAAGAAGUUGAGACCAACGAGCAAGCACAGGAGGAGAACGAAGACGAGCUCUCAGAUGAAGAUUUGGACUCUGAACUGGACGACCUUCACGAACACGAGGAUGGAAAUGAGGAUGGCGAGCAGAAUAUCGUACCAGCAAAGAAAUUGAAACUAGCCGCGUUUGUAGACCAUCUGACGAAACUCCCACCGUCAACGGCAAAGCACGUUAUUGAAACAAUUACUACUCGCUUGAUACCAUCUCUGAACAACUCAAUCACCAAAAUAUCAAGUUACGAAAGCAAACAUAAAGUGAAUCGCAGGCGAGUCAACUUCGAACGUGAGGAGGAGGAAAGUCUGCGAGUGCCAAUUGCGCUAGCAAUUGUAAAGUUACUGAAAAAGUUGCCACAAGAAAUGUUAGAUGCAAGCAUAAACGGCGUCUUCUUGAAAGUUUGUACAUUUCUUAAGUCGCCAGUUAAGUCGGUUCGCAUGCUGACUCGCGACAUAUUGAAAAAGAUCAUGGUAACGGUAGGAGCAGAAUAUUUGCCAGUUCUGUUAUCGCAACUAACGGUCCUUUUGACAAGAGGGUUUCAAGUCCACGUCCUUUCCGUCACAUUGUUCAGUGUUCUGGAUUGUUUGAAAAGUGAGCUGCAAGCACAUCAAGUGGAAAAAUCUUUGCAAUAUAUACUGAACGUGACCCUAAAUGACAUAUUUGGCGACGCAUCUGAGGAGAAGGAGGUGGAAAAAAUUGGCGCUUCUACACCUGAGGCCAAACCUAGUGCGAAAAGUUAUCUCUCACUUCAGAUUUCUGCUCAGAGUAUUCCACAAAACUGCCUGUUGGAUCUACUAGUACCAUUCAAACACUAUCUCUCAAAAACUCAGUCAAAGAAAGUUGUGAUAAAGGUGCAAGGAUGUUUUCAGAAGAUCACAUCAGGACUCGCAGAGAACACGAAUAUAACACCCGAAACCUUAGUGGAGUUCAUCUAUGGCACAGUGUCUGAAUCCAUACCAGAUUUACUGCUGACAGAAACUAAAUUGUCGCAGGCCGAAAAGGAGCUGGCAGCUCGUUCCCGAAAAGAUUGCUUCCUGAUCCCGCAAGAACCCAAAUCACGAUCCGGAGCUGUUCGAAAAGUGGUGAAAACAAACGCCAGUGCAAAUGCUUACAUUCUCAUAGAAUUUGGCCUUGAGCUCUUGCACAUCCUCCUACGCCGUAAGAAGUUUGAAUCAAGUGAAUAUUUGGAGCCGAUAAUUCCAAUUUUGAACAAAUCUCUGAAAAGCGCCCACGUUAGAAUCUGCACAUUUGCACUCAAGUGCUUAAUAUCGAUUUGGUUGUCUGAUUCAGACUUGGAUGCAAUGAAACAGAAUAUGGAUGAAAUAUUGCAACAAAUAUUCGCACUGUUACAUAAAUAUUAUAAUUUCGGUGUAACUCGAAAGGAUGACAACUUCCAAUUGGUUAAGAGCGCAAUGAAAGCUGUAGGAUGCGUGAUUAAGAAUUGUGAUUAUUAUAUUGUUAGUAAUGAGCAUGUAGUUGAGCUGCUUUUCUACAUUAGUCAGGAUGUUAGCGAAUCAGAUAAGCAGCCAGUGGCGUUUUCUCUGCUAAAGUCUCUAAUCGAGAAACGGAUGUACAGCCAUGAAAUGCACGAGAUCAUGCAAAAAUUAUGUCAAAUAGCCAUCGUAUCCGAAUCUGAUUACUCUAGGGACGAGGCACGAGCGGUACUGCUGAACUAUGUUGCGGAAUUCCACCGAGAAAAAAAGGUUGAAUCAAUUUUGAAAUUCUUUAUUGCUCAGUUGAAUUAUGAAGUACUAGCAGGGCGAUUGUCGGCUGUCCGAUUUAUCGAAUCAUCGAUAAAAAAGUACCCUAUGGAAGCACUGAACAGGAAAGCGGAAGUUUUAUUCCUCGCUUUGGGGACGCGAUUGGUUAAUGAAGACGUUCCGGAAUGUAGAGUGCUUAUCGCUAAUUGCCUGGAACAACUUAUUUCGCGUCUAGAUAAAGCUAACCGCCAAAAGCUGUUUGAAAUAGCGAUGGUAUUUUUCGAAGGUGGUAAACCAGCGGUCCAGGAAAUGGCAGCUUGCUUAUGUUCACGAUUCAUCGAAGUGGAAAAGGCAGAGCUAUUGCCGAAAGCCAUGAUUCUGCUGCCGGUUUUGGGAAAUCAUUUAGAACUUUCAAGUCCGAACACUGCAGGAAAAUUUGUUAAAACAUCGAUUGGAGCUGACACAGAUUUGGAUGAAAGCCAACAGAACGGCAAUGACCAGGCGACGCAAAGAGCUGUGGAUCAUGCCAUUAUACAAAUACAAAAUUGUAUGAUAAAAAUUUUUACAAAUUGUAUGGAAAUUUUAACAGAAAAUUCUAUGAUUAACACUCUGGACGACAUCGCGUAUGAAUGCCAAAGGCUCUUAGCUUACGAUCAUGAAUGGGUACGUCUGAAUUCGGUGAAAAUAUUGAACUAUAUUCUGCCCACAUGUUCAGUUUCGUUCCCCAAUUCAGAAAGUGAAACCCCUGAGGAUACUUCUAGGCAUUUUAUAUGUUCAGAUCCACCGAAUGAGCUAAGGUCGUUGACAUUGGAUCUAUGUGCCCAAAUGGUUCCAGGCGAAGUUAACGCUGAAUUCGCAAAUGAGAUUUCGAAGAGUCUGCUGUAUAUUGCGAAUAUUGUGAGAUCUCUACACGAUGAAACAAACGGAACCAAUUUACAUUGGCUACUGCGGAGGAUACGUUAUGUAAUACAUGGAGAGGUGGCCAAAGCUCCCAAGUCAAUUGUUCUGCGAGAAUCGCUAUUCGAUUGGAUAGAGGGAAUGGUCGCACUUCUGGAUGGGGAGACGUUACUCGGCCUAUGCCCGGGUAUGAUUGCCUCAUUGAUUCGUGAAAUAUCUGAAGAUGAUGUGAAUGUGGAUACCAAAAUAAAACAAAAAGCUAUCAAAAUUACGAAUAAAAUUCGUAAAAAGAUAGGCGAUGAAAACUAUGAUAAAAUACGAUUGGCUUCUCAAACUAAGCUGCUAAUGAAGCGCGCAGCACGGAAGAAGGAAUUGGCGCAGGAAAAGAUCCUUGACCCAGUCAGAUCGGCGAAACGAAAAUCGAGUCAACAAGAAAGGAAGAAAGCAGCAAAGCGACGGAAAAUCGAUGAGGCAAGAGGAAAAUCAGGAAUCCUGCGAAAGAAAAAGAAACGAAUGAUAUCUGAGGACAUAUUUUAGGAUGUAUGGUUUGUUUUCAAUUGUAAGUUAGCAAUAAACUGUUGGAAUAUUAACGAAAAAA